GAAGUAUCCUUGGGCAAGAUCUACUUCUCCGAGACCUUCGACGACACCUGGACUGAAAGAUGGACGCUGAGCAAGUGGAAGGACAGCGACAAGGAGAAAAUGGGCAAGUGGGUACUGUCGCGGGGAAGGUUCUUCCGGGACGCCUCUGAGGACCAAGGACUGCAGACAGCAGAGAUCAUGAAGUUCUAUGGUGUGGCUGCUGCAUUCGAACCCUUCAGCAAUGAAGGCAAGGACCUCAUCAUCCAGUACCAGGCAAAGUACGAGAAGGACCUUGGCUGUGGAGGAGGCUACCUGAAGGUUGGGCCCAGACAGGAGGACCUGACGUCCUUCGGGGAACCUACUCCCUACCACAUCAUGUUUGGCCCAGACCAGUGCAAUGCCGAGAAGCGGACCCAUCUCAUCUUUAGUUACAAGGGAAAGAAUUAUCUAAAGAAGACCGAGCUGCCUUACAAGCAGGAAGGUGAAGGUGUCUCGCACCUGUACCGACUUCAACUAAAACCUGGUAGCUCCGUCCGAGUUGAGGUCGAUGGAGAGAAGAUCUACGAUGGAUCUUUGAAGGAGGAUUGGGACAUGCUGCCUGCAAGACAUAUCCCGGAUCCCAGCGACAAGAAGCCCGAAGAUUGGGUUGAACAGGAGAAGAUCCCGGAUCCCUCCGAUACGAAGCCCGCCGACUGGGCAGAGAAGGCGAAGAUCGUCGAUUCCCAAGCUACAAAGCCUGAGGAGUGGGAUGAUGAUGAAGAUGGAGAUUGGGAGCCGCCGAUGAUCGAUAAUCCAGCGUUCAAAGGGGCAUGGAAGCCGCGGAUGAUAGCCAACCCAGCAUAUCGAGGGGCCUGGGAAGCCAAGAUGAUCCCGAACCCUGAGUUCGUAGACAACCCUGACCUGUACAAGUACGACAACAUUGGCUAUGUAGGCUUUGACGUUUGGCAAGUGAAGGGCGGCACCAUCUUCGACAACAUCAUCAUCACUGACAGCCUUGCAGAGGCGGAUGACUUCGCAAAGAAGUGGACAGCACUUCGUGAGGCAGAGACAGCGGAAAGGGAAAAGGCGGAAGCAUCCCAGAAAGAAGCCUUCGAGAAAGCAAAGGCGGCGCGGGCAGCCCGAGCCAAAAAGGCUGAGGAGGAGUCAGGCGCCAAAGCUUCAAAGACUGCCAAGAGCGACGCCAGCGCAGAUGAACUCUGA
Molecule: messenger RNA, 1179 nt
Organism: Symbiodinium pilosum
Lineage: Eukaryota; Dinophyceae; Suessiales; Symbiodiniaceae
Source: the annotation of a GenBank genome assembly